GUGAACGUUAGCAUUGCAACAAAUUAGCAUUUCGAAAGUAGCAUGAUUUAUUUUUUUGUACAUAUUACAUGUGACAAUGUUUAUAGCCUACCGUAUGUGCGCUAAACCACACACCGGUUUACAGUAACAAGAGAGUUGAUAUUCUCCAAGUUGUAGUUUAGUACUUUUAAGUGUAGUUUGUUACUGUCGACGUCGAUCCUGGCUUCGAAUGACGUAACCACAGCUGCUCCGCCCGCACCAACCAAAUUGUUUGUUUAAACGUUGCCAUGGAAACCCGGUAGCAGCGCAAGACCGCCCGUCGAAAGGUGACGCUAAAUACAUGACCAGUGCAUAGAAAACUGACGAAAACGACGCCAAAGACGAAACAUUAGAUAGUAAUUUGUGACGAGUGGGUUAUUGACACUCUUAACAACCAAAUUCCCUUUCCGGAAGCGUUGUCUUGCGUUAACAAGCAAGCAAGCUAAUAACGUACCAGACAGCGAUCGUAACGUGCUAAAAUCAACAACAAUAAUGGACGCUAACUCGUUAUCCUACUCAUUGGAGCUGGUUGCGGGUAGCGGGUGCAUUUUGAACUCGGAGCAAAGGGCAGCUCUGCAAACUUCACUAAUUAUCUUGAAGAAGAACUACAAGUUCAACCGAGUCUUGUUUUGGGGCAAGAUACUCGGUUUAAAGGAGCACUAUUUCAUCGCUCAGGGGAGGAGGGACGACGAGCUGAAGGACACGCAGCAUUUCUACAGCUUCAAUUGCAUCGACUGGUUCCUGAUCCCCUCCACCACAAGCGCAAUGAUCGAGGACGUGUCCAAAACAGCAAAGGGCCGAUUCGAAGGCGACCCAUCAUUUGUGUACGAGUCCAGACAAGCAGAAAGACUUGAUCCUUCAGCGGAAGAGUCGACAACCAAAGUGACGGAGGAGACGAGGCUGGCGGUGACCGUUCACCACAUCAACGAGGAAGCUUCGGUGGUGCCGCGGGGCGCCUUCAUCAACAGCAUGCACGGCGUCGUCCAAAUUAACCGCAGCUUCGGCGGUCUGUCUUACACUCAAGCUGGGAAACUUGAACAUUUUCUUCACUUCUCUCAGCCCAAGAAUCUGAAGAAAAAGGCGCUGUUGGAGAUGGCUGAUCUGAACCCGGCCUUGGACUUUCUGGAUCCGCUGAGUGAGGACAUUCCGAAAGGAUCAUGGAGUCUUCAAUUUGAGAGUGCCAACAAAGUGUGUGUGAUUCGCAGUCUGCUGUGGUUGGGCCUUACUUUCUACCACGUGCCCAUGACGCCACUGCAUGGAUUCAUCUACAUCGGCUACGGGACCAAGAAUUUCGACCUGCCCUUCAUGCUUUAAAAAGAGAGAUGCGGUGUACUGUAUGUCUAGAUGUAUUUGUCUUUUUGUUCCAUUAAGUCUGCAUGCUUAUGAAAACAAUCAAUACAAAAUGAGGUAAAAAAAAAAAAAAGCAGACUUUAUUUGCC
This is a messenger RNA of Phycodurus eques (leafy seadragon), 1457 nucleotides long. It is a transcript of the gene rsph9, whose product is annotated as radial spoke head component 9. Gene Ontology annotation, biological process: motile cilium assembly; cilium movement involved in cell motility; axoneme assembly. Lineage: Eukaryota; Metazoa; Chordata; Actinopteri; Syngnathiformes; Syngnathidae. The transcript has 5 exons. Bases 511 to 1332 code for a protein of 273 amino acids. The record is from RefSeq and is a predicted model, not a curated record. Gene Ontology annotation, cellular component: radial spoke; axoneme.